AUGCGGCCACAUCUCCUCCUUCCUCCCCAUUCAGGUGUGUUGGUAUCAAUCGCGGAUGGACGAGCAACAUCGUACGCUCUGGGGGAGCUCCAGAGCCGCGGGACGUUCUUCAUAGGGCCCGGGGCUGAGGUGUACGGCGGCAUGGUGGUGGGGGAGCACAGCCGCGAUGAUGACCUGGACGUAAACCCUGUGAAAGAGAAAAAGACCUCCAAUGUACGGCAAGUUACGGCGGAGGAGAAGGUGCAGCUGGCGGCACCGCGGGUCAUGAACCUGGAGGACGCGAUUGGCUAUGUGGCGGCUGACGAGCUGAUCGAGGUAACCCCAGCUGCCGUACGCAUCCGUAAAGAAACUCUGGAUGCGGGAGUGAGGAGGCUGAGGGCUAGGCGGCAACAACAGCAACAGCAGCAACAGUAG
Volvox carteri f. nagariensis is the source of this 414-nucleotide messenger RNA. RefSeq lists its product as uncharacterized. Lineage: Eukaryota; Viridiplantae; Chlorophyta; Chlorophyceae; Chlamydomonadales; Volvocaceae. Bases 1 to 414 code for a protein of 137 amino acids. The transcript has 3 exons. The record is from RefSeq and is a predicted model, not a curated record.